GUUCUUACAAGGGUGUACAUAUAACCCCUCUGUAUUUGAUCAGUAAAUCAAGAGAUCAAAAACAAAAAAAAAUGAGUCAAAGCUUCGAGCUCAAGGUUUUAGAAGACUUGACGUUAAAUACGAAGCAAGUACAAGACGAUUUGUUAGAAGAGAUACUGAGAGUUAAUGCAAACACCGAGUAUCUCCGUCACUUUCUCCAUGGAAGCUCUGAUAAAGAGCUUUUCACAAAGAACGUACUAGUGGCGACCUAUGAUGACGUUAAACCUUAUAUUGAGCGUGUCGCGAACGGAGAGCCUUCAAAUGUCAUUGCAGGAGAAACCGUUACUAGUUUCAUCUUAAGCUCUGGAACUUCUGGAGGAAAAUUAAAGAUCUUCCCCGUGAACAAGAUAUUCUUUGAGAAUCUCACAUUCAUCUAAGAUCUAUGCUCGGCCAUUGUAUACAAGUUUUCUUUAAAUCUGAGUCAGACAUUGCAAGACUUACAGAAGACGAUCAGAAGACUUUCUUGGAAGUCUUCUGGCAUAGUCUUAAGUCUUCUGACGUAGUCAUAAGUCUUCUGGCAUCUUCUCUCAUAUCAAGUGGAGUCCAAACUUGUCUUUGUGGAGGAAUGAUUUAUAAUAGUUUUGUUUGUGGUCUGUUUUGUGAUUUUUAUGUGUACUUUUUUGUUGUGAUCUUUUUGUAAGAAAUAUUAAUGAAAAAUAUGGUUAUUGUCCAAAACUACAUGACGUUAUUAAAGUAAACAAGAGUAGAAUAAAAG
This is a messenger RNA of Eruca vesicaria subsp. sativa (arugula), 754 nucleotides long. NCBI's taxonomy places the organism in Eukaryota, Viridiplantae, Streptophyta, Magnoliopsida, Brassicales, Brassicaceae. The record is from the annotation of a GenBank genome assembly.